GUUUGUUAAGUGCAGUUGACGAUCUGGAUAUUGACGACCUGGAUAAAAAGAUUAUCAUGUCCAUCCAUCAAUUAUGUCUAUCCUUGCCCUCAGAUCACGUCAUGAACGACACAUCAGAAAAUAACUAUUGCACCCGAUAUUUGGCACCAGCCUUGCAACCUUUAUUCGAUGAUGAUGAGACGAACACCCAAAUACUUUGGCCAACCACUGUCCCUGCAAAUAAGCGAUCCUUUUCUUGGCAAAUCGACGGCCCGACUGUAUCAUUUCAACAUUGAUGGACAAUAAUUUCGAAAUCAACAUUGAUAUGGAGAAGUGAAAUCGGCUGCUGAAUACGACAACCAUUAUCAAACAAAUAUGGACUGUUGCGA
Molecule: messenger RNA, 368 nt
Organism: Zychaea mexicana
Lineage: Eukaryota; Fungi; Mucoromycota; Mucoromycetes; Mucorales; Lichtheimiaceae
Exons: 3
Coding region: 57-275 (72 amino acids)
Source: RefSeq, a predicted model, not a curated record